Messenger RNA from Oryza brachyantha (malo sina), 2011 nucleotides. RefSeq names its product beta-1,2-xylosyltransferease XAX1-like. Gene Ontology annotation, molecular function: glycosyltransferase activity. The record is from RefSeq and is a predicted model, not a curated record. The transcript is spliced from 3 exons. The coding region runs from base 325 to 1890 and encodes 521 amino acids. NCBI's taxonomy places the organism in Eukaryota, Viridiplantae, Streptophyta, Magnoliopsida, Poales, Poaceae.
ACUUCCCUACUGUCCAAGAUGGAAUUAGGUGGGCAAUCCUAAUUAUUGUGCACUUGAUCCAGAAUAGUCAAACAAAGGGAGGGGGCGAGGGAGGAAGGAAGCAACCUCGCCGUGCCGAACUGCGUAGUGUGCUUGUAUUACCAAUCCACGCCGACCCCAACGAACCACAAAAUACAGAACUAAUUUCCGACGAGAGUAAUCAUCGCCUACAUGUUAUACUCGAGGCUCCAUGUGCCGAUUUAAGCCUUAGAACAAAAUUUUGUGUAUGCUAGGUGCUAGCUGGUCGGUACCUCUACGCUAAGCUUCUCUCGGGGUUUUUGCGUGAUGUCGUCGACGGCGUACACGCGGCCGUCCAAGCCACCAGGGCCGGCCGGAGAGCGGAGGCCGCCGCGGCUAGCCAAGGAGCUCGGUAGGAUUGAACCCAAGAAGCUCGGGAUUGGGCUAGUCGCCGGCUGUUGCCUCGCUCUGCUCACCUACAUCUCCUUUGCUCGGCUUUUCGCUAUCUACUCGCCGGUCUUCGAGAGCACGUCCUUGGUGAUGAAGAACGCACCACCCGGGUCAACUCAGCAGAAUCCUGUGAUGCCUAAGCAACAGAACAAAUUAGAGGAUGAGAAAGAUAUUGGUGAAGAUGAGACGGGCCGGAAAGAGCCAAGCUUUCCGGAGGCGACAGAAAAGAAGGAAACAGUAACGAAAUCAUCUGGUGACGAAACUGAGGCGACCAUCUCCUGCGAUGAGAACGGCGUCGAUGAGGGCUUCCCAUAUGCCCGGCCACCGGUCUGCGAGCUCACCGGUGAUAUCCGCAUCAGUCCAAAAGAGAAAACCAUGUUCUUUGUAAACCCAUCCGGCGCCGGCCCGUUCGACGCCAACGGGGAGAAGAAGAUCCGGCCGUACGCUCGCAAGGACGACUUCCUCCUCCCCGGUGUCGUGGAAGUCACCAUGAAGUCGGUCUCGUCGCCGGCUGUCGCACCGGCCUGCACGCGGGUCCACAACGUCCCCGCCGUAGUCUUCUCGGUGGCCGGGUACACCGACAAUUUCUUCCACGACAACACGGACGUGAUGAUCCCUCUAUUCCUCACGACGUCGCACCUCGCUGGCGAGGUGCAGUUCCUCAUCACCAACUUCAAGCCGUGGUGGGUGCACAAGUUCACUCCGCUCCUCAAGAAGCUCUCCAACUACGAGGUGAUCAACUUCGACGAGGACAACGAAGUGCAUUGCUUUCGGCGCGGGCACCUCGGGCUGUACCGUGACCGCGACCUCAUCAUAUCACCGCACCCGACGCGCAACCCGCGCAACUACUCCAUGGUUGACUACAACAGGUUCCUCCGCCGCGCGUUCGGCUUGCCGCGGGACAGCCCGGCGGUGCUCGGUGAGAAGACCGGCGUCAAACCCAAGAUGCUCUUGAUCGAGAGGAAGGGCACCCGCAAGCUGCUCAACCUGCGCGACGUGGUCGCCCUCUGCGAAGAGCUCGGGUUCGCGGUGACCGUGGCUGAGGCCGGCAUGGACGUGCGUGGGUUCGCCGAGAAGGUCAAUGCUGCGGAUGUGCUCCUGGCGGUGCACGGCGCUGGGCUAACGAACCAGAUCUUCCUCCCCACUGGAGCCGUGCUCGUGCAGAUCGUUCCGUGGGGCAAGAUGGACUGGAUGGCAACCAACUUCUAUGGGCAGCCGGCGCGCGACAUGCGGCUCCGGUACGUCGAGUACUACGUCUCGGAGGAGGAGACAACGCUCAAGGACAAGUACCCAAGAGAUCACUACGUGUUCAAGAACCCCAUGGCCAUCCACGCGCAGGGCUGGCCGGCGCUCGCCGAGAUCGUCAUGAAGCAGGACGUCAUGGUGAACGUCACAAGAUUCAAGCCGUUCCUGCUGAAGGCGCUCGACGAGUUGCAGGAAUAGGGGGACAACGUUGGGUUGGUUUGUGUGGCUCGCUUGGGACAAGUUUGCAUAGGCAACCAGUGGGAAUUUGGAGAUUUUUGGUUUUAUUUAUCAGUUGAUUUUAUCAAAGUUAUUUAUUGCA